This is a messenger RNA of Balearica regulorum gibbericeps (East African grey crowned-crane), 1098 nucleotides long. The record is from RefSeq and is a predicted model, not a curated record. Lineage: Eukaryota; Metazoa; Chordata; Aves; Gruiformes; Gruidae.
AUGAGAACACAAAGCCUUCCACGUGGCAGUUCCAGUCAGUAUUACGCUUUUAUUAGAUAUGGCAGAAAUGUUUCUGUGCUUUCACGAGCACUGCCUGCGGUGCUGACUGACGUGUGCGUUUGGUUUAUUUCCAUAGGUGUGUUCUGCAUGCCUUUGUACAUCCCUUAUGCCCUGACAGGGACGUGGCACUUGGGAAGAGGCCUGUGCAAGCUGUGGCUGGCUAUGGACUAUCUCCUGUGCACAGCUUCAGUGUUCAGCAUCGUUCUUAUCAGCUACGACCGUUUCCUGUCAGUUACAAAAGCUGUAUCUUACAGAGCCCAACAGGGAAUAACUUCCAACCCUGUGGUCAAGAUGGUGGCCAUCUGGGUCUUUGCCUUCCUCCUCUACUGCCCAGCAAUCUUCUUUUGGGAGCACGUGGCCGGCCGCAGCACGGUAGCGGUGGAUCAGUGCUACGCCGAGUUCUACCACAACUGGUACUUCCUCCUGUGCGCGUCCACCCUGGAGUUCUUUUUGCCGCUGCUCUCGGUGACCUACUUCAACGUGCACAUCUUCCACAACAUCCAGAGGCGCCAGCGGCGCGGCAGCACGCAGGACUGCGAGCCUCCAAGGAGCGGCAGCCUGUCCUGGAGAUUUUGCUUCUUGCCAAGGCCAGGAGCAUCUUCUACUCCAUCGGAAGCAGAGGACAGUGUUUCAUCAUUAACAAGGUCAUGGAGACCAGCAGUGAUGGCUAACUGUCCAUCUCCAACACAAACCAGUACCACGGCUCUCAAAAAGGACUUUUCUGUUUCUUUCCGUUCAAGGACUGGGUCAAAACUGCAGCAGGACAAAAAAAUAGCCAAGUCGCUGGCCGUAAUUGUGUGUGUCUUUGCCAUUUGCUGGGCCCCAUACACUUUACUAAUGAUUAUUCGUGGGGCCUGCCAAGGAACCUGUGUCCAUAACUCCCUGUAUGAAAUAACCUUUUGGCUUCUGUGGCUCAAUUCCUCACUGAACCCAUUUCUUUACCCUCUCUGUCAUAUGAGGUUUCGAAUGGCUUUCAUGAAAAUAUUAUGUCCCAGAAAGUUUGCAACACUGAGAUCACGUAACACACCAUCUUUGUAG